AUGCGCGACGGCCAGGAGACUGGCAUGUACACGGGCGCACUUGUCGGGCGCGCCCCCAUCGGCGAGCCCAGCGCGGCGGCCGACUCGGCGCGGCGGGUCAACAUCAAGGAUCGAGAGAGGACGAUUCUUGUGUUUGAGGUGGGCGCAAACAAGCAGUCGGCGAUCCGGCACAUGUCGCGCCGCGAGCUGCUCGAGGAGGCGCGCCGCGCCUCGACGCCCCUCCGGCUGCAGAGAGCCGACGGGCCCGCGGCUCGCCUCGGCGCCGACGCCGUCCUCAAGGCGCGCGACGUGCGGAAGGUCGACCCGCUGUUUGCCGGCCGGCUCGAGCCGGUGAUCCUGGUGCGGUGCGGCUCAAUCACCGUCUCGCUGGGCCGGACCGAGCUCCGCGCCAUCAUCCUGCACGACCGCCUCUACUUUAUUGUGCCGGACGGCGCAGACUCGAUGCUGCAAGAGGUGCACCGCAACCUCCUCCUCGUGCUGCACGGCUCCCUCGCCGGCGACAGCGGCGGCGCGGCGCGCUCCGAGCCUCCCUCCACGGAGCACAGCCCCCACCCCGCACGCCACGACGGCGGGCCGAUCGCGCCGGCGCGGGCGGCGGGCACGCCUCCGCCGUACACGCCGCCGCCGCUCUCGAGCGUCGCGACGGGCGGCUUCGGCGCGGACAGCGGCGCGCCGCCGCCCUUUGAGUUUGCGGCGCUGGAGGCGGUCCUCAUGAUUGCGUGCUCCGACCUGCACAAGCGGCAGGAGGAGCUGGGCUCGCUCGUGAGGUGCGCGCUGCUCGAACUGCGGCGCACGGUGGUUGGCUCGCGCGUGGUAGCGGGGUCGAAGCAGCUCGAGGCUGUCCGCGAGCUGGCGCAGGAGGGGGCAGCCCACUCCAUCCGAAUCACCGCGCUCGACCGAGCCAUCGACGCUUGCCUAGACGACGACGAGGACAUGGAGACCUUGGCCAAGUUCUCCUCUGCGACACCCAUGCAGACGCCUCCGCCGCACACGCCCUUGCCUGCUGGCUCGCUCAGGCAGGUUGGCCGCAGCGCGUCGCUGCUGUCGGACGGCGGUGCGGAGGGCGACGAGGAGGCGCGAGGCUAG
This is a messenger RNA of Emiliania huxleyi CCMP1516, 1086 nucleotides long. RefSeq lists its product as hypothetical. Gene Ontology annotation, biological process: magnesium ion transport. The coding region runs from base 1 to 1086 and encodes 361 amino acids. The transcript is spliced from 6 exons. NCBI's taxonomy places the organism in Eukaryota, Haptophyta, Isochrysidales, Noelaerhabdaceae. Gene Ontology annotation, molecular function: magnesium ion transmembrane transporter activity. The record is from RefSeq and is a predicted model, not a curated record.